Messenger RNA from Lepus europaeus (European hare), 1260 nucleotides. RefSeq names its product aminolevulinate dehydratase (gene ALAD). Bases 171 to 1163 code for a protein of 330 amino acids. The transcript is spliced from 12 exons. Gene Ontology annotation, cellular component: cytosol. Lineage: Eukaryota; Metazoa; Chordata; Mammalia; Lagomorpha; Leporidae. Gene Ontology annotation, biological process: heme biosynthetic process. The record is from RefSeq and is a predicted model, not a curated record. Gene Ontology annotation, molecular function: porphobilinogen synthase activity; zinc ion binding.
UGAGCUGCCCCGCCCCCACGUGGGCCCCGGGGGCACUGGAACGCAGAACUGCGGUGGCAGGAGCCGAGGCCGUGAUCUCUCCGGGAGGCAGAGCUGAGCAGGCAGCACACACCCCAGGAGCCUCUGUCCCAAGCAGCUGAGUGUCCUUGGCCCCUGUCCCGGCCCACACCAUGCAGCCCCAGUCCGUUCUGCACAGUGGCUACUUCCACCCGCUGCUCCGGAGCUGGCAGACAGCCAGCACCACCCUCAAUGCCUCCAACCUCAUCUACCCCAUCUUCGUCACGGAUGUUCCUGAUGAUGUGCAGCCCAUCAACAGCCUCCCAGGAGUGGCCAGGUACGGAGUGAACCGGCUGGAGGAGAUGCUGCGGCCCCUGGUGGAGGAAGGCCUACGCAGCGUCCUGAUCUUUGGCGUCCCCAGCAGAGUCCCCAAGGACGAGCGGGGCUCUGGCGCUGACUCGGAGGACUCCCCGGCUGUGGAGGCCGUCCGUCUGGUGAGGAAGACCUUCCCCAGCCUCCUGGUGGCCUGUGACGUCUGCCUGUGCCCCUACACCUCCCAUGGCCACUGCGGGCUCCUGGGUGAAAAUGGAGCAUUCCGGGCAGAGGAGAGCCGCCAGCGGCUGGCAGAGGUGGCCCUGGCCUACGCCAAGGCAGGGUGUCAGGUGGUAGCCCCGUCAGACAUGAUGGAUGGACGCGUGGAAGCCAUCAAGGAGGCCCUCCUGGCACACGGACUUGGCAACAGGGUGUCAGUGAUGAGCUACAGCGCCAAGUUUGCUUCCUGUUUCUAUGGACCUUUCCGGGAUGCGGCUCAGUCAAGCCCAGCUUUCGGAGACCGCCGCUGCUACCAGCUGCCGCCCGGAGCGCGAGGCCUGGCCCUGCGAGCAGUGGACCGGGAUGUACGAGAAGGCGCCGACAUGCUCAUGGUGAAGCCGGGUAUGCCCUACCUGGACGUUGUGCGGGAGGUGAAGGCCAAGCACCCUGAGCUCCCGCUCGCCGUGUACCACGUCUCUGGAGAGUUCGCCAUGCUGUGGCACGGGGCCCAGGCCGGGGCAUUUGAUCUCAAGGCGGCCGUCCUGGAGGCCAUGACCGCGUUCCGCAGGGCAGGAGCCGACAUCAUCAUCACCUACUACACACCGCAGCUGUUGCAGUGGCUCAAGGAGGAGUGACGGAGAAAGUGUGCCAGACCCAAGAACUGGAACUUGAGACAGUUCCCGGGGCCUUGGCAAAGUGGAAACCAAAGUAAAUGCUGCUUUUAGAACUGUG